This is a messenger RNA of Neocloeon triangulifer, 7590 nucleotides long. It is a transcript of the gene Dlg5, whose product is annotated as disks large homolog 5. NCBI's taxonomy places the organism in Eukaryota, Metazoa, Arthropoda, Insecta, Ephemeroptera, Baetidae. The transcript is spliced from 24 exons. Gene Ontology annotation, molecular function: protein binding. The record is from RefSeq and is a predicted model, not a curated record. The coding region runs from base 215 to 6121 and encodes 1968 amino acids.
UCCAUAAACAUGGUGAACCUGCUGGUUCAAUGGUUCUUACAUGGAGCGCACUAAUUUUUGCAAUUCCGUGCGACUUUUCCACCGAAUCUUUUAAUUUUUUGCACCGACCUCUGGCCCAGUUAAUGCAGAUCAUGUCCUUCCUACUGUUCACCUCGAUUACUGCGAGCAGCACGAGAAAACAGGCAAAAUCUUCUUAGCCGAUCACCAAUUCAAAAUGGCGGAGCGCAAAGAUGUAAACUUUUUGGCAGUCGCUGGCGGCGGCCCGUCGGACGUGGACGCAAUGGAGGAUAAGGCAGCCACCCUGGAGCGGCCGUUUCCAACCCCGAGCCCGGUGACCUCCAUGAUGAGUGGACACGAGUACGAGUUGCAGCAGAGCAGCCUGAAGGUGCUCAAGGCUGAGCUCAAGUUGGCAGCCCACGACAGGGAGAGCCUGAAGAAGGAGCUGCAGAGGGUGAGCACCGAACGCGACGGUGCCUUCAAGCAGCUCGCCCUUGCCUCGGCAGGGUCUUCACUGGACAGCAGUCAACCCACUGGAGGCAGUCUGACCCGCAACUACAAUUCCUCGACAAGCGACCGCAGUCUGUCUUCGUCAACAGCCAAAGACUACGAUGGGCUGAAGCAGCAGUGCGAGAAGGCAAUGCACGAACUGCAAUCGCUGAAGCGGCAGAACAACGAGACCAUCCGGCGGUGCGACCACACUAUGAAAGAACUCGAGUACUAUCGCGGCGAGCACCGAGGGGCCGUCACCCAGCUUGAGAGCAUGACUCAGGAGUCAACUAAUUUACGUGGAAAGUGCGCCGAGUUGAUGGCUGAAAAGCAGCGGGCCGAGCGCGAGGCCCAAAACCUGCAGAAGUUCCUCGAGGAACAGCGCAAAGAGAUUCUGGAGCUGCGGCGCGCCCAGCAAGAGGCCAUCAGCACCGACAUGGGGGUCAAUGAAGCCCUAAACCAGCAUUACAUGUCCACUUUGCGCAAGUACGAGGUUGUCAAAGACGACUAUGACUCGCUAAGGAAGAGGUACGACGAUCUGAUCGGCACUCACUCCUUGGUUGUCAACAAACUGGAAGCCUCCCAGGAGGAGACCACUCGUUAUAAGAAACAGUGUGAGGAUAUUGCUCAAGAACUGAAUGCGGCAAUAAGAGAGAGAAAUGGACUAAAGCAGCAGUGCACCGCUGCCAUUAGGCAAUGGGACAUUGCGCUGCGAGAGAGGAAUGAGUACAGAGACGCGUUAUCAAAGGUUCAGCAGCAGCAUGAGGAAGCUGUGAAAGAAGUGAACCAAGCGAUGGCCGUACGCAUGAAAGCUAGUAAGGAUCUGAAACGCUUGGCUGACGAGCGAAACGCAGCCAUGCAAGAGUACACACUGAUUAUGAGUGAAAGAGACACUGUGCACAAGGAAAUAGAGAAACUCACUGACGACCUCUCACAGGCAGCAAAGAAAAUCAAAGCGUUGGAAGUCGAAAACAAGGAUUUCGGAGAUGAGAAAAAGACACUCUCGUACCAAAUCGAGACCCUGAAAAUUGAAAUUGCUUCAGCUCUGCAUGACAGAGACAAGGCUCUCAAAGAGUGCAAUGACCUGCGGGAGAAAUUCGGUGGUUACUCCUCAAAGGAAGAGUCUAACAGGGAGAGUCUAAAGAGCAGACUAGAGUAUGAUAUCUACAACAGAGAAAGUUCAAGAAAAGAGAGCAAUGAAGGUGCGAGCAGCUCUCGAGAUCUGUACAGCAAAGCGCAGCGGGAACGGAUGGACAAUUUGGAUCAAGCGAACCAAGAGAUUGAUAGACUGAGGAAACAAGUUGACAAACUGCAAGCUGAGUUACAAGAGGCUAUUCAAGAGGCGGAGGUUUCAAAGAGGAGGCGAGACUGGGCGUUCAGUGAGCGUGACAAAAUUGUGCUGGAGAGAGAGAGCAUCCGAACACUCUGCGACCGCCUGCGGAAGGAGCGUGACCGGGCUGUCUCUGAUCUUGCCGAGGCACUUCGUGACUCUGAUGAUAUCAAAAAGCAGCGCAAUGAGGCAUCAAAGGAACUCAAGGAGCUCAAGGAGAAAAUGGAAGCGCAGCUCGAAAAGGAGGCUCGCCUCAAGCAGCUGCAUGCGGUUGGCCAUAAUCACAGCAGGGACUCUGCUAUUGAUGCAGACAUGCAAGAGUGGGAGACUGAGAGCUUUGACAUUGACCUGAGUGGUCUUGCAACUGAAGACGAUUUGGGCUUUGACUUAAUAGGGGGCCGUGAUGACCCCCAAUACCCUAAUGACAGCGCUGUUUAUAUUUCAUCGGUUGUUAAAGGCAGUGUUGCAGAUGGAAAAUUAAAAGCGAAUGACUGCAUGCUGAGAGUAAAUAACUUAGACUGUACUGCGGUCAACAAACACAUGGUCCUUGAGGCCAUGCGAACAGGGGGGAAUAUUGCCCACAUUGUUGUCAGACGUCGCCGAGGCAGCGCUCGAUGCCUUUACACAACCCAGCUGCAACUGAGCUCUAAUAGAGACCACGGCCUCACGCUGGAGACGGGAAUCUACAUCAGCAAAAUAAAUCCUGGUUCACUAGCUGCCAAAGAAGGGAAUCUUGCGGUUGGAGAUAGAGUUUUAAGUAUUAACAGUAAGACUAUGGAUGGUGUGAAAAGCUUGGCUGAGGCUAUGAUGAUUUUGGAAGAGCCUGCUGAUGUUCUUACCAUAACCACCUUGAAGGGUAUGCACUCACCCAGUGCUCCGCUGAGCUCAAGUUCAAGUGGACACAUUACCACAGAGGACAGUGCCUCAUACACUGCCAGUCCAGGCUCUAACAGAGAGGUGGCCAAGCAAAAAAUGGUCAACAGCUGCUCUCAGACUGAGGAGGAGGAGAGCCGAAGGUUCAUCCACAGCCGCACUGUUGACGAUUCUUUGUCUGAAAGAGCAAAACUUAGCAGUGCUUUUGGUGGAGAACGUGCUGUCUAUAAAGUCAAUGAUAAGCCAAACAGUCAGUCCGUAAAAGCAUGGGACAUGUUUGUGGAGAAGCUGGUGGGCGUUCGUCGUAACAGCAAGGAGAGAAAUCGGGAUGACAAAAAGCGCUUAAGUCAUGUGACCACAUAUGAGAGGGAGAAAGAUGACGCUAUUGCUGUUUUGGAUAAUGUUAUUGACAGUGAGAUGGACAACGAUCCUUACCGAGGCAAAAACACAGGCACCGUUGUUAAAAGAAGCAAACGCAGAGAAAAGGAGUUGGAGAAAAACAGGGGCACGUGGCCUAAAUGCAGGAGCGGACCUGUCAUCGAACACGCCACUGGGACGAUUCUGCACCCUCGAAAGACUAAAGGUCGGUUGCCUCUCUCCGUCUUGCUGAAUAGCUUUCCGAAAUAUCCACCCGACAACUACAAGGAGAACAGUGCUCCCACCACCAACAACAACACCAACUUGAGGGAGUUGCCAUGCUCAACAUUCAAAAGCCUCGACACUUCAAUGAUGCAGUACAGCAAGUCGGGACAACUUUUGGCCACUCAAAAGUCCUUUCUGCCUGCACCGCAACCCCUGAACGUCGACCUCAAGACAAGCAGUGAACUCGAGAGGAACGAGAGGUUAAGCGCUCUCACUCCUUCAGACACCAGCAUUGACUUCUCUGUAAAGUCCGGAAACAUUGAGAAGGAGGUCCUCGAAUACUACAUGCAGAAAAAGAAGACAAACAAACACUCUCAGAGUGACAGUGAAUCUAACCGGAGCCCCAUCGACAGCCUUCCAACUUACCUUAAGUCUAACACUGUCGAAAGAGUUCCGUCACACAGCAGAAUUCACUCGCACGGCUCCCCUACCUCCAUUCAUGCCUCUUUAGUCCGGCCUCCUUUCUCUUUGCCUCACUUUGCUCCAUUUUCGGUCGGCCAUCCACAUCCACACCCUCACGUCACAAAUGUGAGCCACACACAGAGGUACUACUCACCAAACCACCUGCAGUCCUCUCAAAGUGGCGAGUCAAUGCUGUCGGGGGACUCUCGGCCAUACACAUUUGAACCGCCGUACAGCCCUUCGCCGCAGCCAUUCAAUCAUUCCCACUCGCCCUCGGUCGAGUACAUGAAGUCAAGAUCCCUUUUGUCUGCACACUCUCACUCAAGCUAUAGGGGAGGUGAUGACAUGCUGGUCACUGGGUACCACGGUUACGAGGGAGGCACAUUUCCAAGAAAAAAGGAAAAUCAGCGCAUCAGAAUCCCAUCCAACCAAAGUGUGACUAGUAAGAGUAGUGCAGGAAAGCUGUCAACAGGGAGUAUUGAAAGGGCAGUUUCCGAGAGAGGCUCACCCAUGCCUUCAAUACAUGUAGAAGUUCUUCUGCACAGCGGAGAAUUCACAACACUUCCUGAGUGCAACUGGUCCAGCAAGCUUGCUCCAGGAGUGAUCAGAAAAGUUUCAAUAGAUAAAUCCAUGGAGCCUCUUCAUCUCGGAAUACAAAUCUACUGCCCAGAUAGUGGCGGUGUUUUUGUUUCCACUGUCAAUGAACACAGUUUGGCAUCUCGUGUUGGGCUACAGGUUGGUGACCAGCUUUUGGAAGUUUGUGGCAUAAAUAUGAGAAGUGCAACCUAUGAACUUGCUGCUAGCGUCCUUCGGCAGUGUGGAACUCCUAUCACCAUGCUUGUCCAGUACAGUCCAGAUAAAUACCACAUUCUGGACCACUCUGGCAGUAACAGCAGUGAGGGUGAAGGACACUCGAGGUCAGGCUCACCAACGCCUUGCAAUUCUCCAAAACCAAAGCACAAACCUUCUCCAGAGUUGAGAGGACCUUUGGUUCCUCUUCCCCCGUCUGUACACGGGACCCUUACCAGGCAUCAGGUCACCCAGGCCAUGUCCACUCUCACUCGCCAGAAUGCUUCGUUGUCGAACAAUCAUGACGGCCACUCAAAAAAUCAACACGAACCAAGAUUUGUUUUCCUGGAGACAAAGAAAUCCAGUAAUUUGGGGAUAAGUCUGGUUGGCGGAAACGCCGUCGGCAUCUUUAUUCACAGUGUGGCCCCCGACAGUCCUGCUGACAUAGCUGGUCUGCGGAUGGGCGACCAGAUUUUGGAAUACAACGGAAGUGACCUUCGUCACGCCACUGCCGAAGAAGCAGCGUACGAACUUGCAAAGCCUGCAGACAAAGUCACUGUUCUGACACAAUUCAAUGUUGACCGAUAUAAUGAGGUAAAAGACAAGCCGUGCGACAGCUUUUACAUACGAGCAAUGUUCGACCGAAACUCUGACACCACCGAGCCUUAUCUUCGAUUCAGGAAAGAUGAUGUGCUUUAUGUGGACAACACCAUGUUCAAUGGCUCUCCAGGACACUGGCGAGCGUGGCUGGUGGAUGAGGAUGGCCACCGCCAGCAGUGUGGAAUUAUUCCCAGUAAAUACAAAGUGGAGGAAGAGUUGCUCCUUCGUCGCAGCCUGGGCGAUUUGGAAAGUGGUGACGCACGCCGAGGCUCAACAACCGCCAGGAGAAGCUUUUUUAGGCGCAAGAAGCACCAGCGCUCUUCUUCAAGAGACUCAAAGGAACUCGCAAGCUUCUCUAACAGCAGUGUGGGCUGGUACAGUGAUUCUGGCACCCUGAACGAAGAAAUUUCCCUCAGCUCUUAUCAGCGAGUUGAACGACUAGAUUUUCCAGUAAUCCGGCCAGUGUUGAUCCUGGGACCUUUGGCGGAAUUUGUUGUAGACAAACUUGUGCAGGACUUCCCUGAAAAGUUUAUCCGGUGUAUGCCAGAGAUAAUGUAUUGCUCACAAGCAAUGCUCGAGAAGGGAAUCGAUGAGAGCAUUUUUGUUGACUAUCGACGAAAAGGCUCUCAGUUCGAGUGCACAACUGUUGCAUCUGUGAAAGAAAUCUGUGAUAAAAAUACACAUUGCAUCUUGGAUGUUUCUCUGAACGCCAUAUCUCGACUUCACCGUCUCCAAAUCUACCCAAUUGUUUUGCUCAUCCGCUUCAAGUCCACCAAGCAGAUCAGAGAGGUGAAAGACAGUAGAUUUAUGGAGAAAGUCUCAGCCAAGGCAGCCAAAGAAAUGUUUGAGCACGGAGUAAAACUGGAAGCCGACUACCGUCACCUCAUUACAGCUGUAAUACCAGGCGGAGUCAAUGUAGCCUACAUGUGCACCCAGGCCAAAGCAACUGUAGAUGCUGAGCAGAACAAAACUCUGUGGGUACCUCGAGGAACCAUCUGACAAUCGGCUCAGCUGCCACCUGGAGCAACCACCCAGCGACUUGUAUCUCUGGCCGAGGCCAGUCUCAGGUGGCGCUCCCUCUAACUCUUCUUGGCAGCGUUUGUAACCAAGCACCGAAAGCACACCAAACUAAAUUUUAGUCUACCAACCCUUUUUGGUUAGGUAAAAGAGCAGAGGAAGCAUAAUUGUACGUAGUUUUUAUCUGGAAAUUUUUAGAGCUUCCAACUCAAACACUGUUGACCCGAGUAUUUUGAGCUUUCCGCAAUUAACAAACAACGUUGAUUAAUUGUAGCUAUAAGGAUUUUCCCUUGAUGAAAACAUAAUUGUGAUAGAGACUUGCUCCUUCCGCAUUAGAAUUUUUGUGCAAAAAAUAAUAAUAAAAAAAUACUGAUUGUGGCGAAUUCAAAAUAAGCUCAAUAUCUACGAGAAGAAAUUGAAAAGAAAAUUUUCACUCCGCCGAAUUCUGCCUGAAUUGAAAUUGGCCUGUAUUUUUGAGGCGUUUUAACCUUUGCGGCAGAGCAAAAUAACUUUGUACCCCACCCAGUUGGAAACUUAAAUGGCAGUCGUACUGCCCAGCUACUGCCUAAAGAGGCGUCAAGAAAUCUUACUAGGCAGCUUUAAAGUUUUGUGACUUGACGUUGUAACGAAAAAGUAGCUUUAACUGUAGGAACUGUUCCUAUACAAACUCUUCGGCUUCUUGACAGAAAAAGAUGCGCAGUCUGUAAACCGUGGAAGCUCCAUUUUUAAAUAUUACACGCUCUCGGUGAAACAUCGAGCUUUUAUGCAGAAUUAAUGGAGGUUUCGUAAGAAUAAAAUUACAUCGUUGUUUUUCAUGCAGGGUUACAUGGAGAAAGUAGAACUUUCAUGUCGGCUAUCUUCCUUACUCUUGGCAAUUGUUAAAGCUGGCGAUAAAAAAAGUAUUUUAAGAAGUACCCCUGGUGAGUUGGCAUUUUGGAUUUUUCGACAACUUUCAAUAUCAGUAUUUGUAAAACAGCCAGGGGUGCUCUGGCAACAUCUGCAUUUAAAUUUUCACCCUUCGCUUUCUUUGAACUUUUUAUAGCUGUUAACUAAUGCAUUACUUCCGAGGUAUAACAUGUUGGCUAAUAAUUAAUAAUCAUUAUUCUGUGAUUAUCGGUUGCUUGAGUGCACAAUUACAUUGAGUAACGUUUUCACGUGGUAGCGAUUUGUGUACCUUUUGUACUCAACCCAUCCAAAUUGAUUGUUUUUUUGGAUAUAUAUAAAUAAAUUUCAACGUUCCGCCGCUAUUGUUAUACAUAUUACAUGCGAUGAAUAAUACUUCGCAAAAUUAUCAAAUAUUAUUUGUUUUCGAUUGUUUUCCAAAAAGUGAAUGGCAAAUAAUUAACGCUCCUCAAUCGAGAGACAAAAUAAGGUUAUAUGUUAUGUGGAGAUGUUAUAUGCGAGAACAUAUUAUUAAAAAUAAAAGACUGUGGGUAUAUCCUGAAAGCGCA